AUGAACUUCAAGAAGGCUUCUCACAUGGCUACAUAUAACUAUCACACCCAGGAGAAGCAAUGGGAGGAGGCAGAGAAAGUAGUGGUGGCAAGAGCCUUGGAAGAAGCACUUAAUUGCAGAAAGUGCCCCCUCAGCAUCACAGAAGCCACAAUGAAAGCAGACAUUGAUCAAGGCAACUACAUCACAAGCAGCUACCCACCAUUCUUCCCGAACGCCAACAAGCGGGAUGAAAACAUCUCCCCACUCGACACAAAUACUCCAAACAACAACCUCUCCCACUGGAAAGUCAUUAAUGAGGCUCAGCGUCAACAAUACUACAAGAUUGUAGAGCACAGUCUUGACGCUCGACUCCACGAGGAUGCAUCCACAGACCCUGAUAUGGCCAUUCUCUUCGCACACUAUCAGGUAGACUACCACAUCCGACAACACUAUCUUGCUUACAGAGGCGUGUUAACGCUCUGUCGUGAUGCAAGUGACAUGCAGACGCUACGCAAAUGGCAGUGGCGUAUGGACACGAUCGACACGAUCAUCGCAUCGGAUGGUAGCCAUCCGGUCCAGCCAAAGGUACAUCGACCUACUGGCUGGCCGAAGGAUGGAAACCUGGAGAUGCUGCACCAGACGCACUUAUGGAAGAAGUCGUGGAAGGUUCGACAGAAGCGGGUGGAGGAGGUUCGGGCUCGAUGGGCGGUUAUCAUGGAGGAAAGGCGCCGGCAAAGGGAGCGACUAUUGGCGAAGCAGGCUUCAACACUUACGGUCCGUUUGUAUUUUGGUGGGGAGUUGUGUGGAUUGAGGGAGUUGGAGCGGAAGGUAUAUCCCGCAGCAGGUAUGCGGAUGGGGAGAACUACACAGAGCUCUGGAUUUUGA
This is a messenger RNA of Penicillium pulvis, 864 nucleotides long. RefSeq lists its product as uncharacterized. The transcript is spliced from 2 exons. Lineage: Eukaryota; Fungi; Ascomycota; Eurotiomycetes; Eurotiales; Aspergillaceae. The coding region runs from base 1 to 864 and encodes 287 amino acids. The record is from RefSeq and is a predicted model, not a curated record.